CAGAACCAGUAUUGCAAGGACAUUCAUACAGAGCAGUUGUGAAUAAAAACCUCUAAAGAAAAAUAAACAAUGGGUUCAACGACAAUAGCCCUGGCCAUAUUCGCCGUGAUCUUCAUCAUAGGCAGCACGGACGCCGCUACAGGCAGCUGCCCCCUGCCAUCUAAAAUCUACGGCUGCAGCCCAAAAUGUCAGCAGACCUAUGACUGUGGCAAUGGCAAGGUGUGCUGCCCGAACUCCUGCAACGCGAAGUCCUGCGUAGAUCUUGCAGCUGUUGGUGGCGCAAACAAUGGGAAGGACAAGUAUUCUCAGUCUGGUGGGGCUGGCGUAUAUUGCAACAAUCAGAAAUGCAGUCCUUUCGAAGUCUGCAAACUCGAUCCAUCUACCAAGAGAAUGAAGUGCAUGCGUGCUUGAAAUAAAUAAUUAAUUAUACGUUUAGGCUUAAGACAAAUUCAUUUUUAUUAGAAUCUAUAAUCUAUACUUUUUAUAUUUUACUUGCAUGAAAACUUCUAAGGAAUUCGACCGAGAGGAUUAUUGAAAUUUAAAACAUAAUUACAUUAUGAUAUCCACUAGAAAGUGCACUUUUGAACAGAUAAAAACUAAAUGAAUUCAUUAAUCCAUAUAACUUAUGGUAUCGAUCAAAUUAUCGUUUCUUUCGCGAAUAACAGAGCAAUUUAGACGAGCUUUUUUUUUAAUACACAGACAAAACAAAACACUGUUACUGCCAUGACUUACAAUUAAAUUAAAUGAUUUGUUUAAUUGUUUUUAGUAAAAAUUAUGAAAUAGGUGUAAUGAAAG
This is a messenger RNA of Vanessa atalanta (red admiral), 795 nucleotides long. RefSeq lists its product as uncharacterized. The transcript has 4 exons. The record is from RefSeq and is a predicted model, not a curated record. Gene Ontology annotation, cellular component: extracellular region. Gene Ontology annotation, molecular function: peptidase inhibitor activity. NCBI's taxonomy places the organism in Eukaryota, Metazoa, Arthropoda, Insecta, Lepidoptera, Nymphalidae. Bases 70 to 411 code for a protein of 113 amino acids.